AUGGAAAUAUCCACGGUCGUGUCAAAGUGUCGCGACGCAUUUCGCGCAGGCGCCACCCGCUCGCUGGAGCAGCGGCGCGACUUACUACGUGCUGUGGUGCGCAUGCUGGACGAGAAUGAGAGUGCGUUGUGCAGCGCCGUGCAAGCGGACUUGCGGAAGCACCCCCACGAGACGACAUCAACGGAGUUGUCGGUGUCUCGCGCUGAGGCAUACCACUUCCUGCACCACCUUGGCACCUACAUGGCCUCUGAGAAGCCUCAAUUGGAGGGUCCUUUCUACUUUGAGGACUGUGAGAUUCGUCGUGAGCCGCUCGGUGUUGUUCUCAUCAUCGGCGCGUGGAACUAUCCAUUGCAACUCACGCUGCUGCCGCUGCUCGGGGCCCUUGCUGCCGGCAACACGGCAGUGGUGAAGCCCAGCGAGAUGGCCCCAGCCACCGCCACUAUUCUGCAGGAACUCCUGUCCAAAUACCUGCCGACAGGAGUCGUUGGUGUUGUUAACGGUGGCGUGCCGGAGACCACGCGGCUGCUGAAAGAGCGCUUUGACCACAUUUUCUACACCGGUGGCGCGCACGUGGCGAAGAUCGUCAUGGCGGCUGCCGCGAAUCACCUCACGCCCGUCACCCUCGAGCUCGGUGGAAAGUCUCCUGCGAUUGUAGACGCAUCUUGCGAGAAGGAUCUCUCCGCAGUGGCCCGCCGCAUCAUGUGGGGCAAGGUAGUGAAUGCUGGACAGACGUGCGUAGCGCCAGACUACGUACUCGUGCACAGCCAACUCGUAUCAAAGCUCAUUGUAGCACUCGAGGAGGCGCGCAAGGAUAUGCUCGGCAAGGACCCGUUACGUCAGCGGCAGGAAUACCCGGCUAUUGUGAGUGCAAAGCACUUUCAGCGCCUCGUAUCGCUCAUGAAGGGUGGGACCGUUGUCCUUGGCGGAGAGAUGGAUGAGGCGAGCCGAACGAUUGCACCAGCAGUUCUGUGCAAUGUCCAACUCGAUCACCCGCUUAUGACAGAAGAGAUUUUUGGUCCACUGCUGCCGUUGGUGCCGUAUGAUACCCUGGAGGAAGUGAUCAGCUUCAUCAACGCCAGAAAGAAGCCACUUGCCCUCUAUGUCUUCUCCAAAGACAAGGGCUUCAUAUCGGACGUGCUGGGGAGCACUUCCUCUGGUGGUGCUUUGGUGAACGACGUCAUAAUGCACGCGGCAGCGUGUGGGUUGCCAUUCGGCGGAGUUGGGCCGAGCGGGAUGGGGGCGUACCACGGGAAGUUCUCUAUCGAUACCUUCUCUCACCGCAAGGCGGUGAUGCGGCGGCGGUUGGGGAUGGAGUCGCUCGACGCACCACGCUACCCGCCGUACACGGACGCGAAGUUGCGUGUGAUGCGCUCCGUGUUGGAGCCGGCGGGGGAGUCCGCGCCAGUCUGGCGACGGUUGUGGCUCUUCCCAGCGCUGUGGCGCUGUGCGAUGGUGAGCUACCACUAUCUCCGCUACCUCGCGGCGCCGCAGUGCGAGGAGGUGCCACAUAAGGAUGCGAGCCCAUCACAGCCACCGCGGCAAUCAGUGCACCAGGAUUGA
Messenger RNA from Trypanosoma grayi, 1560 nucleotides. Its product is annotated as putative aldehyde dehydrogenase family. NCBI's taxonomy places the organism in Eukaryota, Euglenozoa, Kinetoplastea, Trypanosomatida, Trypanosomatidae. The coding region runs from base 1 to 1560 and encodes 519 amino acids. Gene Ontology annotation, molecular function: aldehyde dehydrogenase (NAD+) activity. The transcript has a single exon. Gene Ontology annotation, biological process: aldehyde metabolic process. The record is from RefSeq and is a predicted model, not a curated record. Gene Ontology annotation, cellular component: cytoplasm.